AUGAGUCUAUUGAAGAUCCCCUUCCUCGUGGCUUCAGCCAUUGGCAUGCAUAUCUCGUUGACUUCUCCCUCUCCGCUCCCGUCAUCCCAAGAGAAGGUAGCGCGCUCGACAUCCGAAUCAUUAAUCAGCCUAGUUCUAGAACUUCGGCUUGAAAACUCGUUGAAGAUUAGCGCAUGGGCAGCAUCACUUGUUGAAGUGGCCAACACACUGGCCAUGCAUGUAGAUCCCUCGCAGGACGUCUAUGGCGCUAGCGCUGUGCAGCUUUUGCACGCACUUCACUCCACGCCAAUCACUCCCGUUUUCCUUGCUGGCAGUCUUUCUCUCACGGUUGGCGGCGUGCUCAGGCUUUGUUGCAUAUCGACCUUAGGAAAGUUCUGGAGUUUCCCGCUCAGUGUGAGAAAAGAGCACAGAAUCGUAACAAGCGGUCCGUACUCUAUCGUCCGAGUCCGUCACCCAAGCUACACUGGUUUCCUUCUCCAAUAUGUCGGGAUUGUCAUCAUGCAUGGAAGCCAGGGGUCGUGGAUGAGGCAGUCUGGAAUUCUACAAGUGCCUAACAUGAAAGUAUUAGCAGCGAUUGUCUUCUUCAUGUUUACGACAGGCAUUUUGACUUCCAUCAACCGGUCUUCAGUGGAGGACAAGAUGCUGCAGCGUGCUCUAGGAGAGGAUUGGCAGAGUUGGGCUAAGAAGGUGAAAUAUAGAUUGCUUCCUGGGGUUUACUGA
Suillus subalutaceus is the source of this 720-nucleotide messenger RNA. RefSeq lists its product as uncharacterized. Gene Ontology annotation, biological process: C-terminal protein methylation. The record is from RefSeq and is a predicted model, not a curated record. The transcript is spliced from 2 exons. Gene Ontology annotation, cellular component: membrane. The coding region runs from base 1 to 720 and encodes 239 amino acids. NCBI's taxonomy places the organism in Eukaryota, Fungi, Basidiomycota, Agaricomycetes, Boletales, Suillaceae. Gene Ontology annotation, molecular function: protein C-terminal S-isoprenylcysteine carboxyl O-methyltransferase activity.